Maniola jurtina (meadow brown) is the source of this 797-nucleotide messenger RNA. RefSeq names its product protein MIS12 homolog. The record is from RefSeq and is a predicted model, not a curated record. NCBI's taxonomy places the organism in Eukaryota, Metazoa, Arthropoda, Insecta, Lepidoptera, Nymphalidae. Gene Ontology annotation, biological process: protein localization to kinetochore; mitotic sister chromatid segregation; mitotic cell cycle. Gene Ontology annotation, cellular component: chromosome, centromeric region; nucleus. Bases 93 to 710 code for a protein of 205 amino acids. The transcript has a single exon.
GUUGACAUCUAUCUUUCAGUUUAAUUUUAAAAAGUUGUUGAUUUAAUUUAUAAACAAAAACACUCAUCAACGAUAGAAGAAAAAUUACAAAAAUGAUUAAAACAGAGCCUUGGACUGGUGGCACCGACGAGGAGUAUGAAACACAGCAUUUCGGCUUCGGCGCCCAACGAUUCAAGAUAGCAGUGCGCCAAAUGAUCGAACAGAAAAUUCAGUCCGGCGUAAAGGACAUGGAGUCUUUUCUUAAAAAAUCAGUGAAAUCAACCGACGAAGACAACGUUGCUUUAACAGAAGCUUGUGAGAAACUUGUGCGCAUGUACUGUGAGAGGGCAGGACCCUGUCUGGAUAAAAUAGAUGAAGAAAUCACGCUUAUGUUACAAGUGCCUCAUAACGUGUUAUUACCUGAAGAUGAGAUUCAACUUGAACAGAUAACUGAUGAGGAUUUUGAAGAGCUGCAGAGGGAAGUCCAUAGUUUACAAAGGAGGGUCGAACAGAGUGCACUAAUGGCAGCUUUAUUAACAGCUGAGGAAGAGGAACUGUCAUCAGUUGAAAAGGUAUGUGAAGUAGCCAAAAAAGACAUGGAGGGGCUUGAUGUAUUACAAAAGAAUCUAGAAGGAAGCGGGAAUGUUAAGAAUCUGUUGACUGAACUUCAGUUUCUGAGUGCUAGUAUGCCGUUGAAACAGGAGUGUAAUGAUGACAUUUUAGAUGACUAAGAUAAGAUUAUGAAUGUCAUAUUUUGUGUCUGUUCUAAAAAAAUAAUUUAAUAAGUAUAUAUUCAGUAAACGUUUGCAACUUGGUUA